AUGGCGACCAGCGGCUUCCUGCCUGCUUCCCAUCCUCUGGCCAACCAGCCUCCUUCCCAUCCUCUGACCAACCAGCCUCCUUCCCAUCCUCUGACCAACCAGCCUCCUUCCCAUCCUCUGACCAACCAGCCUCCUUCCCAUCCUCUGGCCAACCAGCCUCCUUCCCAUCCUCUGGCCAACCAGCCUCCUUCCCAUCCUCUGGCCAACCAGCCUCCUUCCCAUCCUCUGGCCAACCAGCCUCCUUCCCAUCCUCUGGCCAACCAGCCUCCUUCCCAUCCUCUGACCAACCAGCCUCCUUCACAUCCUCUGGCCAACCAGCCUCCUUCCCAUCCUCUGGCCAACCAGCCUCCUUCCCAUCCUCUGACCAACCAGCCUCAUUCCCAUCCUCUGGCCAACCAGCCUCCUUCCCAUCCUCUGGCCAACCAGCCUCCUUCCCAUCCUCUGGCCAACCAGCCUCCUUCCCAUCCUCUGACCAACCAGCCUCCUUCCCAUCCUCUGACCAACCAGCCUCCUUCCCAUCCUCUGGCCAACCAGCCUCCUUCCCAUCCUCUGGCCAACCAGCCUCCUUCCCAUCCUCUGGCCAACCAGCCUCCUUCCCAUCCUCUGGCCAACCAGCCUCCUUCCCAUCCUCUGGCCAACCAGCCUCCUUCCCAUCCUCUGGCCAACCAGCCUCCUUCCCAUCCUCUGACCAACCAGCCUCCUUCCCAUCCUCUGACCAACCAGCCUCCUUCCCAUCCUCUGGCCAACCAGCCUCCUUCCCAUCCUCUGACCAACCAGCCUCCUUCCCAUCCUCUGGCCAACCAGCCUCCUUCCCAUCCUCUGGCCAACCAGCCUCCUUCCCAUCCUCUGACCAACCAGCCUCCUUCCCAUCCUCUGACCAACCAGCCUCCUUCCCAUCCUCUGACCAACCAGCCUCCUUCCCAUCCUCUGGCCAACCAGCCUCCUUCCCAUCCUCUGGCCAACCAGCCUCCUUCCCAUCCUCUGGCCAACCAGCCUCCUUCCCAUCCUCUGGCCAACCAGCCUCCUUCCCAUCCUCUGGCCAACCAGCCUCCUUCCCAUCCUCUGACCAACCAGCCUCCUUCCCAUCCUCUGGCUAACCAGCCUCCUUCCCAUCCUCUGACCAACCAGCCUCCUUCCCAUCCUCUGGCCAACCAGCCUGCUUCCCAUCCUCUGGCCAACCAGCCUCCUUCCCAUCCUCUGACCAACCAGCCUCCUUCCCAUCCUCUGACCAACCAGCCUCCUUCCCAUCCUCUGGCCAACCAGCCUCCUUCCCAUCCUCUGGCCAACCAGCCUCCUUCCCAUCCUCUGGCCAACCAGCCUCCUUCCCAUCCUCUGGCCAACCAGCCUCCUUCCCAUCCUCUGACCAACCAGCCUCCUUCCCAUCCUCUGGCCAACCAGCCUGCUUCCAAUCCUCUGACCAACCAGCCUCCUUCCCAUCCUCUGACCAACCAGCCUCCUUCCCAUCCUCUGGCCAACCAGCCUGCUUCCAAUCCUCUGACCAACCAGCCUCCUUCCCAUCCUCUGACCAACCAGCCUCCUUCCCAUCCUCUGACCAACCAGCCUCCUUCCCAUCCUCUGACCAACCAGCCUCCUUCCCAUCCUCUGACCAACCAGCCUCCUUCCCAUCCUCUGACCAACCAGCCUCCUUCCCAUCCUCUGACCAACCAGCCUCCUUCCCAUCCUCUGACCAACCAGCUUCCUUCCCAUCCUCUGGCCAACCAGCCUCCUUCCCAUCCUCUGGCCAACCAGCCUACAUGA
Molecule: messenger RNA, 1758 nt
Organism: Salvelinus fontinalis (brook trout)
Lineage: Eukaryota; Metazoa; Chordata; Actinopteri; Salmoniformes; Salmonidae
Exons: 2
Coding region: 1-1758 (585 amino acids)
Source: RefSeq, a predicted model, not a curated record